AUGGCGACCACCAAAGAAACAGGGUUUUCAGAUAAUGCGGAAAGAACUAUUCCAGAUUAUUGACAAGAUGGGGGAGGCCUCUGCCAAGGCUCAAGGAUUGUAUGGCCCCAUCACAACAGGAAGGAAAAUAGAGUUAUCUGACCAUCAUCUUUAUAUUAUGACAGAUCCUGAAGGAAACAAAGGCAGUGGCUCAGUCAUUGGUAUCUUGAAAGUAGGACACAAAAAGCUUUUUGUCUACGACAGACAUGGGCAACAAUGGGAGAUGAACCCACUUUGUGUUCUUGACUUUUAUGUGCAUGAGUCUCGCCAGCGAAGGGGCUGUGGUCACCACUUGUUUGGCUUCAUGUUAAAGAGUGAAAAUGUGGUACCACAACAUCUGGCAAUAGAUCGACCAUCCGCAAAGUUCUUAUCGUUUUUGUCUAAGCACUAUGGUUUGUCUAAUGAAAUUCCACAGGUUAAUAAUUUUGUCAUCUUUGAAGGAUUUUUUACCAACAGAUCAGAUGUUGACUAUCAGAAAUUCCAUCAUCAUGGAUAUACUAUAAGACCAGCUGACAACCCUGUUAAAAGGAAACCAGAACAGAGCAGACAAGGUGACAGUAUUGUGGAUAGGUUUCAUCGCUCACAUACAGGCCUCCCUUCAAACAACAGUCUGCCUCCUUCUGGCCAUGCCCUCCGCAUAAAAUCUUCAGGAUCUGUAAGACCACAGCAACAAAAUGCUAUGAUUUCGCAUAAAGAUCUCCCAGUACGACCAAGAUCGAGGCAGACACCCAGCCAGCUUGGGAGCCCAGAGGAUGGCUUGACUGAUCAAUCCCUACACACCACUGCCACUGGCAGCGGCAGUCAGAAUAUGCCUCUACACGCUGCCAUGUACAGCCGCUACCAGGUGAAGACACCCUCUGAACAGUUUCCUUCUGUGCACAGUCAGCAGAGAUCCACUAACUGUGUUCAGCAACAACUUGAUGGAGCUUCCACUGCUGAAGAUGCUUCUUCUCAGAUACUGCAACGGGACAGACCUCCCAGUGACUACUCAAAUGCCUUCUACAGGCAUCAGCUGUACCAAGGUCGCAAUGGCCACCUACUCAUACCCUCUGACCCUCGUGUGGGCAAAACCCAGACUGCUGCUAUAAAUCUAGCAACAGGAGAGCCCAGCAUGACUGUCCCAGGCAAAGUGCAGCAGAAACCAUCAAUUUACACUGGCAGCUACUUCAACAACUCUUCCCUUGUUGGCAUCAAUAAUACCUCAUGGACUGUCAUGGGUGUCCUUCGGAACCAGCAUCUACAAAAUGCAAGACAAUAUGGCCAUAGUCGUCUGUGGUGAUUAAAAAACUGUUUGCUGCUUCCAACCUUCUCAACCUGGUAUUGUUACUAAGAUUUUUUAUUCAGCUCUUGAGUUCUCUCUUGAUUCUUGCGAUGGAAUUUUUUUUUAUUAAUGAGGGGUAAGGUUUUUUAAUAUUUGUUUCGUACACCUAGAUUGAUUUUUAUAUUUUUGUAGAAGUGGUGGGAGAUAAGAUGACUAGAGCUAUUCCUGUGUAUUAAGGACUAGAGCUAAGGAGUUGUGAAAGGAUGGAGUUGUUGAAAUCUUAAAUGGAAAGAGACUGAAGCAUGGGUUUGCAAAAUGUUAACUGGAAAGAUGGCUGAAUGUCUUCAACACACUAGCUGAGAAAACAGUUAUGAAAAUGUAAUGAAUGGUUGGAGAUCAAGAACUGAGUAACCUGCAGAAAACAUUGAGGAGGUGGAGGGUAAUAGAAACAAAUAAAGGUAUGUGAUAUUAUAAUGAGCUGUCAUUUUAUAGCAGUUGUCUCAGAGUAUCUGUUUGCACUUCAAGUGACAUGACUUCCUGUUGUGCCUUAAAGUUUCUAAAUGCACUGCCUAUAGUUGUAACUUGUAUUUUUUUGCACACUAGCACUGCCCCACUGAAAUAUGAAGUCUUCAGAACAAUUCUGGACGAUCUUGCAAGUGUAUACUAUUGUGAUAAUACCUAUGAGCUAGUUGUUGUCUCCUAGGCAUCAAUGUAACAUAGAUCAAGACCAGCCAUAACAGUGUGGGUGAGGCUCCAUGUCUUUGUUCUGCAUAUCUUAAGAAUCACCACUCAUACAGAUAUGAAUUUCGAUCUUUAAUAGAAAAUGACACAAAAUGCACACCAAAAAAUAUAUACUUUGGAUGUGAAUUUGUAAAGUGUAACUACCAAUGUAUUUACAAAAGGUUAUUCUUCUUCCAUGAGAAGAGUUGUUUCCAGCUUACUUGAACAUUCUAUGUGCAUUUUUGUAUGUUUUGUACAGGUAAGUUAUAAGCUAUACAUAGAUUCAUUGGAUUAUUUUUAAAAAGGUAAACUGCAGAAUGCAUAUUUUUUUGGUCUGUGAUAGAAAUUUUCCAUCCAGCAGGUUUCUAACAUAAUUGUCUUUCAUUUGAAUUUCUGAUCGUUGUGACCUGUCCAUCAAUUCAUCCAGUAAGUUUAACUGUAUAUCUGCAUCUGAGCUGUCUUUAAUGUUCAUUUGUGUCAAAGAGAUAUUUGCUCAACAUUUGCUAUGUCUGUUGACUGCUGCAGUAAUUGAUGCUUUAAAUAAUUUUUUGCUGAGAAACACAUUCAACCAAGAACAUAAAAACAUUCUGAGGAUACCUAUAUUUAUGGUUUCAGAAUGAAGAACAUUAACACCUGUCUUUUUAUUUUUAACUUUGAAUAAGGCUUGGCUUCUGUUCCACAAAUUAGCAUGUUCUUAUGUUAUUUGAAUAUAUUAUUAUUAUUAUAUUAUUUGAUUUUACUGCUUUAGCAGAUCCACUUUAAUGAGAUUUGAUACAGUGAUAUAUUUUACAAAAGUUAUCCAAUUUUAAAUGCAAUUUUAUCUGAUUUGUAAAAAUUAGCACUUUAACAUGUGUGAUCCUGUAAUGUAGAAAUUGUGUGGACCAAAUUUUUGCCCCUCCACAUUAAACAGAUUGUUAGCCUU
Messenger RNA from Pomacea canaliculata, 2942 nucleotides. Its product is annotated as alpha-tubulin N-acetyltransferase-like. Gene Ontology annotation, molecular function: tubulin N-acetyltransferase activity. Gene Ontology annotation, cellular component: microtubule. Gene Ontology annotation, biological process: alpha-tubulin acetylation. NCBI's taxonomy places the organism in Eukaryota, Metazoa, Mollusca, Gastropoda, Architaenioglossa, Ampullariidae. Bases 35 to 1318 code for a protein of 427 amino acids. The record is from RefSeq and is a predicted model, not a curated record. The transcript has 11 exons.